This is a messenger RNA of Lotus japonicus, 1270 nucleotides long. RefSeq lists its product as uncharacterized. The record is from RefSeq and is a predicted model, not a curated record. The transcript has 7 exons. The coding region runs from base 363 to 971 and encodes 202 amino acids. Lineage: Eukaryota; Viridiplantae; Streptophyta; Magnoliopsida; Fabales; Fabaceae.
ACCAAAAAAAUUGAGCACAGCACGCGCUCCUGCCCGGCGGCGACCAAGCACUUGAGCAAGAACAAGUCCUCAGACCCGAGCGCCAAAACCCUCACGAGCCCGCGGUGGGAGCUGAAGAAUCUCCUCACCCUGGAAUCGGAGUUCACCGCCCGGAGCUUCUCCUCGGUGGUGCCGCAGCUGGCGAGCUUCUCCCGGAGGGCGGUGAGCCUCGCAAUCUCGCGGCGGAGCUUCCCAUAGCUCCUACCCCAUCCACCUCCGACCACCGCUCCGCCCAUCCCCGGUUACCUGCGGCCGCGUGACCACCGGCGAGCACUCCGGUCUCCGGCCACCGCGUCUCUGCUCCAUCCAAGCUCUUAGCGAUUAUGGCUUUGACAAUGGAAGCCAUGGUGAAAAAGUUUCAGUCAAAAUUCAGAAAAGUCAGGGAAGAAAUGAAUCAGUGGAAUGAGCUUCAGUCGUGCUUAAUUUCACAGUUUAGAAAUGCUUCCUAUAUUGUUGAAAGGUUAGAGGUGCUCCAAAAUUCCCACAAUUAUGGUGUUCUGAAGUGUGUCAGUGGUGUAAGAGAAGCUCUUUUGGCAAAGCAGAUUGAAUCUUUGGUGAACAUUUUGGUCUCCAUGAAAAAGACUUUGGAAGACUUUCAUUGUGUUGUCUUAUCUCUUGAGAAAAUUCAUCGUGAAGGUAGACAACUAGUUAAAGGUGGUUCUUCUCGCCCAACCAUUAAACAACUGCAGCAGCGAGUUGGCAUUAAACCCACACUUAAUGAUUGCUUGGAUGGGCUGUUGUUUCUACAUGAAAUACACAACUCUGAGUAUUUAUUAAAAUCAUCAGUGGUCUCAGCUUUAUCAGCAAUGGCCUUAAAACCCAGUGCCAGUGAUCUUGGUGCAUUGCAACAACUCUUGGUUGAUCAACCUAAUCUCCUUACUGAGGAAGUUCAAUUUGUAUUUGAUGUAAUAUUUGCUGAAGAACUAUCUUGAUAUCCUCUACUAUCGAUAUUGACAUUGUACAUGGGAGUGCUUGAGCUUUUUGUACCUCAAGGGAGCCCUUUGAUCCCACAAGCAUGAUUGUUGAUGCAGAAUUAAUCGUGAUAAUUUAUGAAUUUUAUUAUCAUUGUUAUUUAGGGGGUUUUAAUUUAUUUUAGAAAUGUUCUUUAUUAAGUAUAUUUUUAGGCCUAUUAGGAUUUUCAAUAUUAAGAAACCAAUAAUUGAUUAGGAUUUUGUAUUCUGUUUGGGUUUGAUUAGGAUUUGGAUUUAUUUUUGAUGAAUUUUUUUAAAAA